AUGGAGUGGCCUCGCCGUGCUCCUUCCAGGAAAUCGGUUUCUUUUCAGCCUCGGGAUGGUGUGGUUCUGGUGAAAUGGAAAGUGUCGUCACCAGGCUGGGUUAAAUUAAAUGUGGAUGGUUCGGCGCUUUCAAACCCUGGCCCGUCUGGUGGGGGCGGAGUAUGUAGGAAUGCCUCCGGCUCCUUUGUUUUUGGGUUUUCUGCAGCCUACGGAGUUGGGUCGAACAAUCUGGCGGAGCUCCGUGCUAUUCAUGAUGGGAUGGUGUUUUGUUUGGAGAAAGGCUUGAUUAGAGUUAUCGUUGAAUCUGAUUCAGAGGUGGUGAUCGCGGCUCUCUCCUCCCCCUCCAAGACUCCAUGGAGGUGGCAACCGUGGCUAGCCAGGAUUUUCUGCCUAUGUAGGCUAGGCCACUUCUCCUUCUCCCACACUCUCAGAGAGGGCAAUGGGCCAGCGGACGCCUUGGCCCGUGUGGGGAGUCUGCACCAGCAAUCUUCCCUUCAUCACGAUUCCAUAUCGCUCCCAUCCCGAAUCCGGGGGAUGAUUUUCUUGGAUAAAGUCGCCAUUGGGGAUUUCAAACCCCGAUAG
Magnolia sinica is the source of this 582-nucleotide messenger RNA. RefSeq lists its product as uncharacterized. Bases 1 to 582 code for a protein of 193 amino acids. Gene Ontology annotation, molecular function: nucleic acid binding; RNA-DNA hybrid ribonuclease activity. Lineage: Eukaryota; Viridiplantae; Streptophyta; Magnoliopsida; Magnoliales; Magnoliaceae. The transcript has a single exon. The record is from RefSeq and is a predicted model, not a curated record.